AUGGCUUUAAUUUUAUUGUUUUCAAUUAUUUUUGCCUCUGCUGAAAGUCUGUACAUUGAUGAUUCUGAUGCUUUUUCUAAUCUAUUCGCAAAGGAAAUUUCGAAUGCUACAUUUGACAAUGGUACCCAUGAGAUUGACGCGCUUCGAUUCUUAUCGUCAACGAAUAUAAAGCAUGUAAAUGGAUCGGUUAGCUCUUCGAAUGUCACAAUGCUCAAUACAAAUAACAGCACUAAGAAGAAUGAUUCAGAACCCGUGAUGAAACGCAUUGUGGAAGACAUUGACGAUUUCCAGGUCGAUACAGUUUCAGCAAACGUUACAGCAACGGAAUCGAAGCUGGAUGGCAUGUCAGAUCAGGUGGCAAACGAGUUAUCGAGUGGGGCUCUGAUCGACAACAGCAACGAUCUGUUUAUGACCAGGUUUUUGUUCGACGGUUUUCCGGAAUUUUGGCACAGGAACAAGCGAAAUGAUUCUUCUGUUGAACCGAAGCGAAAUAUGAAAAAAAGAUUCACGUUUUUCCGAAGAUUUAUCCUUAUCUAA
Argiope bruennichi is the source of this 537-nucleotide messenger RNA. RefSeq lists its product as uncharacterized. The record is from RefSeq and is a predicted model, not a curated record. Lineage: Eukaryota; Metazoa; Arthropoda; Arachnida; Araneae; Araneidae. Bases 1 to 537 code for a protein of 178 amino acids. The transcript is spliced from 2 exons.